AUGCCUCCGAAGUUCGAUCCAGAAGCGAUCCACUUCGAUUCUCUUUCAAAUUUUCAGCUGGUUCCUUUCCUUACUCCUUACGUCCGCCCCGCCCCCCCUAACCCCACCCCCCCCUUUCCAGUAUCAGUGCGCUGCAGAGGCAACCGUAUUCCUCCUACGAACAUCUUGGCCAGCAAAAUCGGGCCCUUGCAGCUGAACCCGAAGAAGGUGUGCGAGCAGAUCUGCGAAGCCACCCGCGACUGGGCAGGGCAGAAGAUCACGGUCCGGAUCACGGCGCAGAACCGGCAGUGCAGGACGGAGGUGGUGCCCUCUGCCGCCGCCUACAUCAUCCGGGCGCUCAAGCAGCCGGGCAGGGAGAAGAUCGAGGGUCACCGUGGGAAUUUAGCCUUCCACGAGGUCAUUGAAAUCGCCCGGCAGAUGGCACCUCGCUCAAUGGCCAAGACGCUCGCUGGCACUGUCAAGAUGGUGCUCGGGACGGCACAGAGCAUCGGGUGCCUAGUGGAGGGAGAGCACCCCCACAGUGCCAUCGACAAAGUGAACGCCGGCACCCUCUUCGUUCCACUUGAAUAGAAAACGGGCAUCGGGUCCCUACGCCACGUGAAGCCCUUGAAUUGAAGCUGUAACUAAACAAGAUCUGAAUACGCGUUGGUUUUAAGAUGAAUUUGAUUUUCUGUUCAGUUUGGUGCUUGUGGUGAGUCCAACGCUGGCGAGGGGGUAUGCUGAUCCCCCCCCCCCCUUUUUAUAUGCAGGGAUUGAUUAAGAUUUAUUUUUUAGGGGGAGUAUCAGUGAUUAAUAAAAAGCAAGAGGAUUUUUUUCGUUUUAUGGCCUAUAGCUUAUAAAAGGUGUGGAUUAAUUUUAUAUUUUACAUUUCUUUUUCUUUGUGCAUCAUCAGUGACUAAGAAAAUGUCACAAUGGCUAAGUAUGCUUUUUUUUAUCA
Molecule: messenger RNA, 937 nt
Organism: Penaeus indicus
Lineage: Eukaryota; Metazoa; Arthropoda; Malacostraca; Decapoda; Penaeidae
Product: large ribosomal subunit protein uL11-like
Exons: 5
Coding region: 1-570 (189 amino acids)
Biological process (GO): translation
Cellular component (GO): ribosome; cytosolic large ribosomal subunit
Molecular function (GO): structural constituent of ribosome; large ribosomal subunit rRNA binding
Source: RefSeq, a predicted model, not a curated record